Molecule: messenger RNA, 696 nt
Organism: Acanthosepion pharaonis
Lineage: Eukaryota; Metazoa; Mollusca; Cephalopoda; Sepiida; Sepiidae
Source: the annotation of a GenBank genome assembly
AUGGGGAUUAAGUCAAAACCUUUCAAUUUGUCUUUUCUUUUUUCCUUCUGCUCACCAACCCUAAUUAUUUUAAAAUUAUUUUCUGUGAUACUCUCAAAACUCAUUCUCAAUCUUUCUUUCUUUCUUUUUUUCCUUUUCUUCAUUCUCUUAUUUCCAUUUGUUUCUAUCUUUCUUUCUUUUUCGUUCUUUAUUGAUUUAUUACCACCCGAUUCUUAUUUUUCUUUUUCUUUCUUUUUUCCUCUCUUUCUUUUUUCCUUUCUUUCUUUCUUUCUUUCUUUCUUUCUUUCUUUGUCUUUCCAUUUAGUUCAUUCAUUUAUUUUCCAUAUUUUUCAUUCAUUAAUUCUUUCUUUCUUUCUAUAUGAUUCAAUUAUUUUCCUUUCUUUUUCUUUCUUUCCUUAUUUAUUUAUUUAUUAUUCAAUUUCUUAUUUUCUUUUUUCUUUCUUUUUCUUUCUUUCUUUUUUCGAUUUAUCCAAUUACUUUUUUUCUUCUUUCUUCUUUCUUUUUUGUUCAUUCCCUUAUUUUCUCUCUUUCUUUCUUUCUUUCUUUCUUUGUCUUCCCUUCCAGUUCAUUCUCCUAUUUCUUCCUUCAUCCUCGUUUCUCUUCGAUGCCCCUUCCAUUUUCCCGCCUUUUAUUCACCUGCAUCCGGGUCCAUCAUUGCUAAUAUUUUUAUUUGCAUUUGUUGCUCUGCCUUAUUAA